Messenger RNA from Polyodon spathula (Mississippi paddlefish), 3147 nucleotides. It is a transcript of the gene anos1b, whose product is annotated as anosmin 1b. Gene Ontology annotation, cellular component: cell surface; extracellular region. Lineage: Eukaryota; Metazoa; Chordata; Actinopteri; Acipenseriformes; Polyodontidae. The record is from RefSeq and is a predicted model, not a curated record. The transcript has 14 exons. Gene Ontology annotation, molecular function: protein binding; peptidase inhibitor activity. The coding region runs from base 138 to 2081 and encodes 647 amino acids. Gene Ontology annotation, biological process: neuron differentiation.
GGCUUUUAAACUGACUCUACUCAAAGAAAGCCCAGAGAGGAAUUGCAAUAUAGAAUUGGACGCAAAAGUACCACUCCAGAUUCAAAAACACGUUUUGAAGUGAGACGUGCAUUAUAUCUUGCAUACAGUAUUGUAAUAUGGCUAGCACUUCGUGGACUGCGUUUUGUUUUUCAAUGCUUUGCUUUUUUGAUGCCACCGCUGCCCGUAGAUCAGCUGCUGAGGACGGCGAAGUUCUGGAGAAAGUAAGCAGCGCCAGAUGCACCUCCCGCUGCCUAACCCUGCACAUCACACAGCUCAGCGCUUCUUUCAAAAAUCUACAGAAUGAUGAGAUUCUGGAAUGGUGUGAAAAUCACAGACGAUGCUCACAGUGCUUACAACCAUGCAAAGAAAUGUGGGAAACCAGGAGAACUCUGUCCAACAAAACAUGCGAGAAGCACCAUGAAUGUGUGACAAGCUCGGAGUUCCUGAAGUCUAUCUUGAAUCUGAAGCAGGGGGACUGCCCGCCGCCUCAGAAGGCCUCCGGGUUCGCGGCAGCCUGUGUGUUGAGCUGUAGUGCCGACCGCGAGUGCCCUGGCUCCAAGAAGUGCUGUUCCAAUGGCUGCGGGUACACCUGCCAAACCCCAGCCAACCUGUUCAAAGGCGUCCCAUUAAAACCCAGGAAAGACUUGGCCUUCCUCGAAGAUGAGAGUGGGGUUGUGGAAGUUUCCUGGAUGUCAAAGUUCAACGUUUCUGUUGAACCCGUGUUUUAUGUCCUGCAGAAAAGAUGGAAUUACGGCAUACACCCCAGUGAAGAUGAGUCGACAGAAUGGCAAACAACAGCUAUGACAACAGAGGAUCACAGUCACCUGAAAGACAUAAGGCCAAACAGAUGGUACCAGUUCCGAGUUGCUGCAAUCAACGCUCAGGGCACACGCGGCUUUACAACCCCGAGCAAGCAUUUCCAUUCCUCUAGAGAUCCUGUGCCACCAGAUAUGCCAAAGAACGUAAGAAAUGUAAACUUCACAGUCCGACCUGACGGCACUGUAAACGUGAUGGUCUCCUGGGAUCCUCCUCAGGAUGAGGACCUGUCUGUCCACCACUACAAAGUCUCCUGGAGUCAAAGAGUACCGAAAAAACACAUGCUGCUGACCAAAAGAGAAAGCUCAAAACUAACUGGAGGAAAUGCAUCUGAAAUACUCAUUGAACAGCUCCAGCCCAACAUGGAUUACCUGAUACAGGUACAAGCGAUAACGUACUGGGGACAGAAGCGCUUGAAGAGUGUCAAAUCGCAGCUCGUCCUCACUACAACUCACACAGACGCCAACUCUCUCCAUGCUAGCUCAACUGGGGAAGUGUCUAAUGAAUUGCCAAGUACUCAUGUCGUACCGAGCAUCAGGAGACUGGAAGCUGCAGCUCCACACUAUCACAACAACCAGCUACAAGUGAAGGUCUUCUGGAAGAAGGCCCAGGAAGAAACACUUAAAGAACCAUACCUGCUGACCUGGUCCCCAGUCGUCUGCUCGAGAAAUAACACAAAAACAGAAGAAAAGGCAAAUACACUGGGCACACACUUUGUUAUCACUGGCCUCGCAUUUGCCUGCAAGUACAAAGUGACAGUGCAGCCGAUCUCUGUGAUGGGCCGAGGAGCAGAGGCUGUGACCUAUGUCACCACCCCGCAGUGCAGUUCAGUGAAGAGCAAGGGGGCUAAAGCUCUAUCCUGCUUAAGAGACGAGCGCCAUCUUCUGGCCAAAAAAGUAAUGCGUAGACCAGAAAAACUGACAGCUGCCUUCAAGACUGUAAAUGGGUCGAUCCUUGGAGAGUUUCAUUGGCAGGUGUUUCAGAACCAUCCCUUACAAAAGUCUGUGACUGGUUACCAGUUCAGCUGGACACAGCUCUCCAGAACCAGCAGAACCAGUGCAUCACCGGACACAGUCAUCUCCCGAACCCAGAUACUGUCACCUGACCAGCCUUUCUUCAUAGUUGAACAUCUUCAACCAGUGACACUCUACAGAGUCCACGUUCACGUGCUUUCACUGGUUGGUAAUGGACCAGCAACUGUCAAGACUUUCCAGACCCCGCAGCUGAACAGCACAGCCCAAUGAGUAUUUUUUAGGGUGCCUUUCCCCAAACAUCUGAAUGAACAUUUCUGAACCUCCAUGGGAACCUGUCACUGUAUUGAACUAAAGCUUCUUUUUAGAUACUGAUAUUAAACUGACGUUGAUGAUUACUGACAUAUAUACUGUAACAGGGCCAUUCCAUGAAAACUGUGUGUUUGUUACACAGAGAAAUAAAUCAAUAUUUUAUCAACAAAAAGCACCAGGGUUGCCAGUAGUCAGAUAUUGAUGAUUCAAAUGGAAUGGCCCAAAAUGAAAAAAUUAUAAUGUAGCCAAAAAAAGCCUUACGGGGUCUAGAUACAUUUUAUAUUAAAAAUGAUGUUGUAUUAGCACUGAGGAAUUAAUACUUUUAUAUUUUAGUCUUGCCAAAAAAAAAAGAAAGAAAUACAGUACUUGCUUAAGAAGGUUACACAAAUUAUCUUUAUUGUUCCACAAGAUUGUACCUUAUUGCGACAAAAGAAUACUUUAUAUAUUUAAAUCUCUAUGGUGUACCUUACACUAUCCUUUUCCUCAUGGAAAUGUAUUAGAUCGGCCAUAACAAUUAUAGAACACAUAUGGGUUUUAUUAUUAUUUCAAACAUACCCCCACUGGCUUUUAACACGACAGUAUCAAAGAUAGUUGCUCCCUUUAAUGGACUUACCAUGGAGUUUACCAGGAAGUGUAAUUCAGAAGAAAGUAGCAAACCUCUUUCUAUUAAAUUUAUCAUAAUGGUUCAGAAUCUAAACACAGUUGUCAUUUAAAUCAUUCAAGAGUGUGUGAUUCGCUUAAGUGUAUUUUAGUGUUCUGAAGUAAAAAUGAGAGGAUUGGAAAUAUUUGAAUAUUUAAAUGGUGGGGGUAUUUCGAUCUGUCAUUAAAACGACUUCCAAUGGUUCAGGAUAAAGUUCAGUUGAAGUCUUUCUCUUUAAGACCAUACUGAGAAAAGCCUCUAUGCUACUUUAAAUUGUCUUACUGCAUUUUGUCUAAUUGAGUGCAUUUUGCUGUGAAAAAGGAUCCCACUAACCAUCUGCAUGUUCUGUAAAUACAAACAGUGUUAUCUACAACAUGAAUCUUCACA